AUGGCUAGGCCCAAUACUAAGACCACGCGUCGUUCGGCCGCCGACACGAAAACCGAGGUGAAAAAUCACCUUGACACUCCCGAAAAGGAUGCUAUUGACCAUCCGAAACCGGUGCUUUGGUAUACUCCAGCGUUUGAGCUCCUCCAGUACUUCCAGCGAGCGGCGGAUCAGUGGACGGCCCGCUACGUGGUGGUGAUCACGGCGUUAGUGAUCCGGAUCGCUGUGGGGCUUGGUGGGUGGUCAGGCAAAGGGGUGGCGCCGAUGUAUGGUGACUUUGAGGCCCAGAGACACUGGUUGGAGCUCACUACUCAUUUGCCGAUUCACCAGUGGUACUUCUACGAUUUACCCUACUGGGGGCUUGACUACCCUCCCUUGACCGCCUUCCACUCGUGGGUGCUUGGAAAGAUUGGCGGAGCAAUCGACUCACUGUGGUUUGCGUUGGACGAGUCUCGAGGCAUCGAGACUAUCGGCGUGCAAACGUUCAUGAGAUACCUGAGUUUGGUGAGUGAGAUGGUGCUUUACAUCCCUGGUAUCCUUCUGGCGGUGAAUUUAAUUGCCAAGACGUUUAAAGUGCUGCGGAUGGACCAGAUCGUGGUGGUAUUAAUCAUGCUUUCGCAGCCGCUGCUUGUGCUUAUUGACCACGGCCAUUUCCAAUACAAUUCGGUGAUGCUUGGGUUGUUUUUGUGUCUGGUUGUGGAGCUUAUUAAGCGGCGACUCGUGGUGGCGCUGGUGUGGUUUGUGUGCUGCUUGAACUUUAAGCAGAUGGGGCUCUACUAUAGUCCGUUUAUCUUCACCUACAUCUUGCUGCAGCUUGAACUGGUGACGCAAUUGGUGAUGGUUGGCGCUACUGUGAUUGGCACCCAGGCGGUGAUUCUUACUCCGUUCUUGCUUGGCGAACAACCGCUUGCUACUCUUACUCAGAUUGUGGUGCGGGUGUUCCCCUUUGCCCGCGGGCUUUUUGAGGAUAAAGUGGCCAACUUCUGGUGUGUGCUGAACGUGGUGAUCAAGUAUAAGACGAUGUUCACUGCUGCCGAUCUCUCCAAGUUGGCGUUGUUGGCGACGUUGGCGCUGAUCAUCCCCAUCAACGCGUUAUUGUUCUAUAAGUUGAAGCUGAAACGCGACCAGCAGACGCGCAUUGCCGCCAUUGUCAUUGGCUUCACCACCACUGCCCUUGGCUUCUUCUUCUUCUCCUACCAAGUCCACGAAAAGCUGAUCUUACUUGCGCUAAUCCCCGCGACGCUUUUGCUCGCCAUCGACCCUGCCCUCAUUGAUAUCGUCCAGUGGAUCAACAAUGUCGGGUGCUUCUCGAUGUACCCGUUGCUUAAACGCGACGAGCUUGUCCUCCAAUACUGGGUGACUGUGUUUAUGGCCAAUUGGUUCGUCGGUGCUCCCCGUCUUAACCACCACCUGUGGUUAUGGCGUUUAAUUAUGGUGGGGUCGUACCUCGCGAUGAUUGGCUACCACGUCGCCGACGCCACGAUGGCACCGCCACAGCAAUGGCCCGAUCUCUGGGUGAUCAUCAAUUGCGGCGUCGCCUUCGCCGGGUUCGCCGUGUUCUACGGGUGGCUCCACUACCGAGCGUUGCAGUUAUGA
Molecule: messenger RNA, 1593 nt
Organism: Diutina rugosa
Lineage: Eukaryota; Fungi; Ascomycota; Pichiomycetes; Serinales; Debaryomycetaceae
Gene: ALG6
Product: dolichyl-P-Glc:Man(9)GlcNAc(2)-PP-dolichol alpha-1,3-glucosyltransferase
Exons: 1
Coding region: 1-1593 (530 amino acids)
Biological process (GO): protein N-linked glycosylation
Cellular component (GO): endoplasmic reticulum membrane
Molecular function (GO): dolichyl pyrophosphate Man9GlcNAc2 alpha-1,3-glucosyltransferase activity
Source: RefSeq, a predicted model, not a curated record